Cyprinus carpio (common carp) is the source of this 1614-nucleotide messenger RNA. RefSeq lists its product as uncharacterized. Lineage: Eukaryota; Metazoa; Chordata; Actinopteri; Cypriniformes; Cyprinidae. The record is from RefSeq and is a predicted model, not a curated record. Bases 95 to 1231 code for a protein of 378 amino acids. The transcript is spliced from 8 exons.
GCUUGUCUUGAUGAGAGCCAGAACACAGACGAUCUGAAGCAGCGUCACACUCUUCUGCUGGGAUUGAGUUCUUCUGAAACUGGACUUUAGAGAAAUGAUGCUCAUCUUUGGACUGAUGCUGCUGCUGCUGCAGACUGCUGCAUGUCUGGAGUUAAACUGCAGUUUUGAUCAGUCUGAUCCCUGUUACACAGCUCUGGGACACAAACUCAAUCUGAUGAUGGUGCUGGACGCUAGUAAAUAUGACCUGCAGUUAAAAAACAGAAUAAACAACAACACAGCAGAUGGUCCAGUUUGUAGAGUAAAGAAUGACAGGAUGAGGAUGAGUCAGUGUAAUCUUUAUAAUAACAGAACUGAUGUGACAGUCAUUAAUGGGACUCUGAUAAUAAACCGUGUGAUCAGAGCAGAUUCAGGGAAUUACAGAUUAACUCUCUUUCACUCAGACGGCUCAGAAACAUCUAGAGAUCUUCAAGUGAUUGUUGAAGCUCCUAUUGGCUCAGUGAACGUGUCAUUCAACUGCUCCUCCAAUCAGACUUCAGUGUUCUGCUCCUCUGAGGGGGAUCAGCUCCUCUACAGCUGGACUCUGAAUGGAGAUCCACUGAUGGAUGGAAACAGCAGCAUUGAUCUGGAUGAGAGAACUGAUGGAGACAUCAGCUGCAGCGUGAAGAACCACGUCAGUCACGCACAGAACACCAUUAGACUCAAACCCUGUCCUGAGCCAACUACUGCAGCUGUGACCUCUAGUGUGACCUCUAGUUUGACCUCUAGUUUGACCUCUAGUGUGACCUCACAGGCAUCAGAAAAUGGUACAAGUUUCUCAUCAGCUGGUAUGAAUGUCACCACGAAUGUCACUCUGAGCUCUGAAGAGAGAUGGAAGUUUUUACUCUAUAUGAUUGCUUCUGGCUGCGUUGCUCUGAUCCUGAUUCUGCUGUUCAUCACCGUAUGUUACGUUUACAAGAAAAAACAGCAAAAGUCGACAACAGCAGCUGCUGGAGAUACGGAGCUCAUAUACACUGAUAUCUCUCCUGAGAAAAAGGAUGAAAAUAAGACAACAGAAUCGCUGCCAGCUGCUGAAGAGGAAUACGCCUCAGUCCGACCACAGACAAAGAGGAAGAAGAAGAAGGAGGAGGAAGAGGAGGUCCAGUAUGGUGAGGUGACGUUCACUCCGAACCACUCAGUCGCUCCACAGCAGCCUCAGGAGGAGUGUGUUUACGCGCAGGUACAAAGUCGCUAGUCUCACAAUAACAAGAUCGCACUUUACCUGGACCACCAAGUGCUUUUUUCACCUAUGUUUGACUUUGUGAGUUUUAUGGGUUGUAUAAAGCACACAGGGGCAUUGCACAAGAUCCCGGGCCCUAUGCAUGCCCAUGAAAAUAUCCAGGUAAAAUAAAAUAUAUUCCAGACUUUUCAAGGGCCCUCUCUUCCUUUGGGGCCCUGGUAAUCAGUACUGGUUUUACCCCGAGUCCGACGCCCCUGAAAGCACAUAUCUCUUUGCAAUUGUAAAUUAUUUUGUGUUGACGUAUUUUAUGUUGAUAUGGACUGUAGAGCGAGAGCUUCGUGAGAUGUUGAGUAAAAAAAAAAAAGAGGAAACCAAAUGCAUGUUAUUUUUUUCUCAAU